This is a messenger RNA of Cetraspora pellucida, 153 nucleotides long. The record is from the annotation of a GenBank genome assembly. NCBI's taxonomy places the organism in Eukaryota, Fungi, Glomeromycota, Glomeromycetes, Diversisporales, Gigasporaceae.
AUGUAUUAUAAAGUUAAAGAAACAAUGCAUUUAUAUGAUAUAUAUUUCAAUUGCUUAUCUUUAAGAAAAAAAGCAGAAUCACAUAAUUAUAUAUAUUGGAUGUUUUCUAAGCAAAGGUACAAAAGAAUAUUACAAGAAUUUAUAUUAAUCUGA